AUGGCGUCCUCCACUCCCCAAACUCCUGAGCAAGAGCGAGGACCCAUGUACCGCCAGCCAUUCGUGGCUGACAGCACCGACCCCGCCUACUCCCCUCCUCGCACUCCUGAUGCUAAGGCCGCUCAGCCAGCUGGCGGCAAUGCCAUCAUCCCCGAAAUCCAACCCACUUUCACCCCGUCCGACGCCAACAUCCCAGACAACUACGUCUCCCACACCAUCGAGAAGCAAAAGUACUUGCCACCGGUGACGUGGAAGAACCUCAUCUGGAACAUCCAGUGGAUCUCAUUCCUGGCGUUGACCAUCACACCCGCCUUGACGAUCUACGGUGUCGCCACGGUGCCAUGGAACACCAAGACCGCGAUCUGGUCCGUGAUCUACUACUACAUCACUGGUCUGGGUAUCACCGCCGGCUACCACCGUCUCUGGGCGCACCGGUCCUACAACGCCUCCCUCCCCCUUCAGUACGCUCUCUCCCUCGCUGGCGCCGGCGCCGUCCAGGGUUCCAUCAAGUGGUGGUCACGCGGCCACCGCGCUCACCACCGGUACACCGACACCAAGCUCGACCCGUACUCUGCGCACGAGGGUUUCUGGUGGGCUCACGUCGGAUGGAUGAUCGUCAAGCCGCGAGGCAAGAUUGGUGUCGCCGACAUUUCGGACCUCACUCGUAACCGCGUCGUCCGGUGGCAACACAAGAACUACCUUGCCCUGCUCCUGUUCAUGGGUGUCUUCUUCCCCAUGCUCGUUGCUGGUCUUGGUUGGGGAGACUGGAAGGGCGGCUUCUUCUUUGCCGGCGCUGCUAGGUUGCUCUUUGUCCACCACUCCACAUUCUGCGUCAACUCGCUCGCCCACUGGCUCGGAGACAAGCCGUUCGACAACAAGCACACCCCUUGCGACCACUUCUUCACCGCCCUAUGCACCAUCGGUGAGGGCUACCACAACUUCCACCACCAGUUCCCCAUGGACUUCCGGAACGCCAUCAAGUGGUUCCAGUACGACCCCACCAAGUGGUUCAUCUCCACCAUGUCCAUCUUCGGCCUCGCGUCCCACCUCAAGCGGUUCCCGGACAACGAGAUCAAGAAGGGGCAGUACACCAUGAAGCUCCAGCAGCUGCAGGAGCAGGGCGAGUCGCUCAACUGGCCCAAGAGCUCAAACGAGCUCCCGGUCAUCAGCUGGGACGACUUCCAGGCGGAGGCAAAGGAGCGGUCACUCGUCGCCAUCCACGGUUUCAUCCACGACUGCUCGAGCUUCAACGAGGACCACCCCGGUGGUGCCCACCUCAUCAAGCGGUCGAUCGGAACGGACGCCACCACUGCCUUCUUUGGUGGUGUUUACGACCACUCCAAUGCUGCCCACAACCUGCUCGCCAUGAUGCGCGUGGGUAUCUUGGACGGUGGUAUGGAGGUCGAGCACAUGAAGCGGGAGCACGGCGAGGUAGCCUCCGGCGCCUCGACCCCCGCUCUCUCCUCCGCUGGCUCUUCCUCAUCCCUCAACUCCCUCGGAUCGUACGCCUCCUCCCACUCCGCCCGCUCCACCGACGCCGACCGCCUGCGUCAAAUCCAGCUCAACUCCCAGGGUCCCAAGCCCGCCGCUCCCUUCGGUCAGCCACAGGCCGCCGUCGCGGACAAGUGGACACUUUCGGUCCCACCAAGCGAGAAGUUCCGGAUCGUCUCGGCGGUGCCAGAGGUCCGGCCGGGGAUACUCAGUCGGGUCCAGAGUCUUGAUGAUGUGACGCGGGCGGAUCAGAGUGGCGAGGUCGGUGUUUUGAUUGGGGCUCAGGCAUAG
Messenger RNA from Dioszegia hungarica, 1782 nucleotides. RefSeq lists its product as uncharacterized. Gene Ontology annotation, molecular function: stearoyl-CoA 9-desaturase activity; iron ion binding. Gene Ontology annotation, biological process: unsaturated fatty acid biosynthetic process. Gene Ontology annotation, cellular component: endoplasmic reticulum membrane. The record is from RefSeq and is a predicted model, not a curated record. NCBI's taxonomy places the organism in Eukaryota, Fungi, Basidiomycota, Tremellomycetes, Tremellales, Bulleribasidiaceae. Bases 1 to 1782 code for a protein of 593 amino acids. The transcript has 4 exons.